AAUUAACUUACAUUUUGCGAAAACAUAGUCAAAGUUCCCAUUUUAAACAAAUUACUUGCUUUUUAAUAAUAAUUUUUCGUCGCAAAUUUAAAGGUUAUAUAAAAUGAUAUAUAUUAUUGCAAUAACAAACGCUACUCCCGAGGUUUAAGUUUAAGAGCGCUAAAAAAUUUAAAAAAUGAAAUCAAUGAACAAGCAGAAACGGAAUAAAUAUCACAACAAACCACGUAAACCUCCAAAAAAUAAUUUAAAAGAAUCAAAAUCAGACAGUGAUGAUGAUGAACAACGAAAUGAAAUUACCACAGAUUUUCCAGUGGCAAUGUGGGAUUUAAACCAAUGUGAUCCAAAAAAAUGUUCAGGUCGUAAAUUAGCGCGUUGGAAUAUGAUAAAAACUCUGAAAUUAGGCCAAAGAUUUCAAGGAUUAGUUCUAACACCCGUAGGUGAAUGUAGUGUAUCCCCAAUGGAUAGAAAAAUUAUCGAAGAACAAGGUAUUGCAGUUGUAGAUUGUUCAUGGGCCCGUAUUGAUGAAAUACCCGUUUCGCGAAUGCGUACACCUUAUCCAAGACUUUUACCAUUUUUAAUAGCAGCGAAUCCUAUAAAUUAUGGUAAACCUUGCCAAUUAAGUUGUGUAGAAGCUAUUUCCGCUGCAUUUUAUAUUGUUGGGAUGAAAACCUUAGCUGAAGAAUAUAUGUCGAAAUUUUCAUGGGGUCAUGCUUUUAUUGAAUUAAAUGAAGAACUUUUAGAGCGGUAUUCAUUAUGUAAAGACAGCCAAGAAAUUUUAGAUGCACAAAACAAUUAUAUUCAUCAGGCUCAGAUUGAAAGAUCUUUAGCUCGAGAAGAAUUACCAGAUUAUCCGUCAUCCGAUGAAUCAGAUUCCGAAGAUGAAAAAACCGAAGAAAAUGGUAAAGAAGUGAACGAAAUCUCUGAUGAAAAAUGUGAAUAAUUAAAAUAGUUUCUAUUUAUAGUUAAUUUUAUAAUAUAUA
Chrysoperla carnea is the source of this 980-nucleotide messenger RNA. Its product is annotated as 18S rRNA aminocarboxypropyltransferase. Gene Ontology annotation, molecular function: rRNA small subunit aminocarboxypropyltransferase activity. The record is from RefSeq and is a predicted model, not a curated record. The transcript has 3 exons. Gene Ontology annotation, biological process: maturation of SSU-rRNA. NCBI's taxonomy places the organism in Eukaryota, Metazoa, Arthropoda, Insecta, Neuroptera, Chrysopidae. Bases 176 to 940 code for a protein of 254 amino acids.